UGGACGACACACAAGGUCACAGAUUACUUUUGCAAAUGAUUUUCUGCUUUUCUGUCCUCUGGACCAUUUCCAGUGGUCAGCAGCUCUAUGAAAGUGGUUGUGAUAGUGAACAAGAUUCAUUUUAUCGUGGCUGUAAAGAGAGAGAUUUGAAAACAAACAUACAGCGAUUACAAGAGCAAAACAAAGAGUUGUUAUUAGGAUUGCGUGAUAUUGAAUUGAAGAACUUUAAGUACGCAGUUGUUUACAAUGAUAUUCUAAAAUUAUACGGAUCAAAAAUUGUCCCAAAUGACACCAAUAUUGCGGAGAUCUGUUUUCAACAUCCUGACUUUGUCACAGGAAGUCCCACAGACUGCCAUAGAUUUUAUAAUUGCUCCGAAGAGAGCAGUUUCUUCCAUCAGAUGUCAUCGUGGCCGACGCCAUUUCUACAUGAGUGUCCUUAUCCCUUUCUGUUUUCAGAGGAAUCACUCCAAUGUGAAAACUACACAGAUGUCGUUUGCGGAACACGCUUUGAGGCCACAUGGGAAUGUAGGUACUACUACCAUCAAUGCAAAUCAGCCCACUGCAUACCAUGCGCUUUUCGGUUCCCAAAAUGUGAGGACAAGAACGACGGACUCUGGCUUCAACCAGAACAGGGUUUCUCUCCUUUGUAUAUGGUUUGUCAAAACAACAGAACUAUUAAAACAGGGUCCUGUCCAAGAGAUGAUGUAUGGGAGACACAAACAUACCUUUAUAACGGAAAAUGUGAACAUCUUUUUGCUAUUCCAAAUGAAUAUAAUUCAAAUGGUUAUAUGUCAUCAUGCAAGGGGGUAGCAGAUGGAACAUACUUGACCACACCCGUACGUUGUGACGUGGUUUAUCAGUGUGUUAAUGAAACUGCUUACGUACUCAGAUUUCCAAAUGGUUUGGUUUUUGAUGUUGUAGUGGAAACUUGUGUAUUAGAAACGACCACCUGUACCCCAGUUAGAUAAUAUCCAAUAUCCAAUAGUCAAUAUCAAACCGGAUAUAUCACAAUUUUAAAUGGAGUUAUAAUAUUAUUGAUGUGGUUUUUUGAUAUUUACUAAAUUUCCAUCUUUGGAUAAUUUGCUAAUAGAACAACCCAUCCCUAAAAAGACGAUGUGAAGUAUACUCAUAUAUGAUUGUAUUUUUGUGUGAAUUGAAUUCGUCAUUUACCUAUUCAUGUAGAUGUUUGGAAAUGAAAUAUAUGUGUAUGCACAUUUAAAAUGGUUCGUAUAUUGUACAAGAUGUAUAUGUAGUAGGUUCAACGUGCAUUUUAGUAAGAUUAUAUCUAUUAUUAUGCCACAUAUUUAACA
Molecule: messenger RNA, 1310 nt
Organism: Magallana angulata
Lineage: Eukaryota; Metazoa; Mollusca; Bivalvia; Ostreida; Ostreidae
Exons: 3
Coding region: 36-968 (310 amino acids)
Cellular component (GO): extracellular region
Molecular function (GO): chitin binding
Source: RefSeq, a predicted model, not a curated record